Molecule: messenger RNA, 5958 nt
Organism: Canis lupus familiaris (dog)
Lineage: Eukaryota; Metazoa; Chordata; Mammalia; Carnivora; Canidae
Gene: ZNF541
Product: zinc finger protein 541
Exons: 17
Coding region: 1326-5399 (1357 amino acids)
Biological process (GO): regulation of transcription by RNA polymerase II; negative regulation of DNA-templated transcription
Cellular component (GO): transcription regulator complex; histone deacetylase complex
Molecular function (GO): transcription corepressor activity
Source: RefSeq, a predicted model, not a curated record
UCUCCCUUUCGAGGAGCGCAGCAGGCGCGGCGGGCGCCCCUCACCCCGCGUCACGCACGCACCUUCUGCACCCCAACAGCUCCGGGCCCCGCUGCACCCCGCAGGCCCUUCGCCCUUGGAGAAGGCUCUCCUGGGGGGGCCCCUGGCCCACUGCAUCCCCUUCCUUACCUCCCCCGCCCCGCAGGCCCCAACUGCCCCCUCGCAGCCCCCCCCCGGCUCGCGCCUCGGGCCCUACCGACCUCGGCGCUUUCUGCACCGCGGCCUUGCAUUCGCUCUAGCUUCCAGGCCUUCUGCUAAAAAUCACCUUUCCUCCUGAAUAGGGGACCCGAAUUUUUCUUUUAGGAUCUUCCAGCAAAACCAAAAAUCUCUUCUCUUCUUUGAUUAUACCCUUCAACCUCCUUUUAGAAACUUUCUCUAGCAAAAAAGAAUAUAAAUAUAUAUAUAUAUUUUUUUCUUUUCUGGAUUUUUCCUCCAUUCAGGAUCUCUUUCCAGCAAAAAUUUUCUGCCCACCAAGAGCCCCCCUUUUUGUCCUAUCUUUCCACUGAUAGCAGAGGAGCUCUGUUCUUCCAGUUUCUCAUGUAAUACUUGUUUUUCCAACGCUCUUCUCGACCUCUUCAGCAAAAAUCCCUUUUUUGUCCAUCACCAGUUUUACCCCAAUUAGGCUUUUCCCAGCAAACCCCUCAGGUCCCUUCCCUAGGAAGGAAAGUAAGGAAAAGACAAAAAUAACUCCCUUAACUGCAAAACCCUUUCCCUAUCUAGAUCUCCCCAAUUUAGUAUUGCUUCCUUCCUUCUUCCAAAAAUUGCCUGUCAUCCCCACAGUUUCACACCUGUGUGCUUGCUUCUUUGGGGACCCAAGUUCUGAAUGCCCCUUCCUUUCCACCAGCUGCUUUCAGGACACAAGAAGUUGGAUGAGUGUCCUGAAUUUGCUACCCGGAGUUCCAGGAGGAAAUAUCCAGUGGUCUGACGGUCACCUGAACCCCCUCCCUGUGGGUCCUAAAUUGGGCCCUCCUGUUCCCUGGAGAUUCACUCAUUUGUUCUUCUCCUGCUGGAGAAAGAGGUCAGUUCUGUCCAUGUUGCCGGAAAUCCUUUCAUUUAUUACUUACAACAACCUUAUGAUGGAGGUACUCUAUGCCCAGUUUACAGAUGAGGAAACUGGGGCUCGUGGAGCUUAAGUGACUUGCCCACAUUCACAUGGCUGUUAAGUGGCAGAGAACAGACCCAAACACAGGAAUUAGACAUCAACAAGAGCUUUUCCUCCCUGACUCCUUACACGGCCUUGCUUGUUUGGAGAGUAGGUCUUAGCCAAGACCUGGCAGUGGAGAGCCAUGGACCAGUACAGCCUUGGGGACGAGGGUGCCCUUCCUCCAGAGAUGCAUCUCCCUUCGUUUUCCGAGAGCCAGGGACUCAAUUGCAGCGACACCCUCAACCGGGAUCUGGGUCCCAGCACACGUGACCUGCUCUAUGCUGGCCUGAGUGGUUUGGACCUGGACUCCAGCCUCCCCACGCCUGACAUGCCCAGUGAGGCACUGGAGGACAACUUAGAUACCCUGUCCCUGUACUCCGGGAAGGACAGUGACUCCAUGAAGCUGCUGGAGGAGUAUGCAGAUCCGGAAUCUCAGGCUUCCUUACAAGACCUGGGCCUUGGCGUGCUCAAGAUGCCUAAGGAGGCUGAUGAAGGAGGCAGGGCUACCUGUGGGAGUACCAGGAAAGGCAAGCGGCAGCACACUUCCCCCCAGAACCCGCUUCUGGACUGCAGCCUCUGUGGAAAGGUGUUCAGCAGCGCCAGCUCCCUUAGCAAGCACUACCUGACGCACAGCCAGGAAAGGAAGCACGUUUGCAAAAUCUGCAGCAAGGCCUUCAAGCGCCAGGACCACCUGACUGGGCACAUGCUCACCCACCAGAAGACCAAGCCCUUCGUGUGCAUCGAGCAGGGCUGCAGCAAGAGCUACUGUGACUACCGCUCCCUACGUCGGCACUACGAGGUCCAGCAUGGUCUGUGUAUCCUAAAAGAAGCCCCCCCAGAAGAGGAAGCCUGUGGGGACUCCCCCCACGCCCACGAGGGGGCCAGCCAGCCUGCACCCGCUGGCCUGCGAUCUCUGGUGCCCCCAGAAGCCAGGUCCCCCAGCUCCCUCUUGCCCAACCGAGACCUCCUGCGCUGUAUUGUGAGCAGCAUCGUCCACCAGAAGAUCCCUUCUCCCGGCCCGGCCGCCGCGGGGCCCUCAGAUGGCAGUGAGGGGAGGAACACAGCCUGUCCCUGCGCACCCUCUUCCGGGCCCUCCUCCUGCACCCCAGGUGGCAUCCCAGUGGCCCCUGGAAACCUGGGCAUUGACGUUCCGGAAGAGCCUCGUCCCCCAAGGAAGGAGCCUGCUGCAGCCAUGUUCACAGCCGUCCACUCAAGAGCAGUGGAGAAUGGGGGCACUGACCUGGCUGAGUCUGAGCCCCCUCUGCUCCCAGUGCCGCCCACCCUGGAGGGGUGGCCUGAGGGUGGCCCCCUACCUGCCUGCCUGCCUCUGUUCCGAGCCCAGACGGUCCCCACCAGUUCCCAGCCAGCCAGCCACAACUUCCAGUGGCUCCGGAACCUGCCCGGCUGCCCCAAGAACAAAGGGAACAAUGUGUUCAUGGUCCACAAGCCCCCGUCAGUGCCAUCUCGGGAGGGCUGCGAGUCAGCCCCUGGCCCCAGCAGCACCUCCCCCGUGGGGGAACCCUUGCCCAACUCAGGCCCCAGUCUGGAGGACGCGUUGCCCUUCCCUGCCACGCUCCUGAAGGCACCUGGGGAAGCCUCAGGGGACCCCAGAUAUGUUGGCGGAGAAGACGACUCCUGGGUUUCCAAGAAGAGCAAGUUUGACUGCGACUCCUUCUUGCGGCAGAACCCCGGGGAGCCCAGCCUCCCAGAUGCCCAGAAGCCCAGCGGGCUCCCAUCGGAUGCCACUCCACUCUUCCGGCAGCUGUUCCUGAAGUCCCAGGAGUCUCUGGUGAGCCACGAGCAGAUGCAGGUGUUCCAAAUGAUUGCCAAGUCCCAGCGGAUCUUCUCCCAGCUGCCGGGGCCCGAGGGCAAGCAGGCUGCCCUGAAGCCACUGCCGGGGCCAUGGCCGCAGCAGCCCCCACCACCAGCAACUCCUGUUGACUCUCUCCAUGCUGGCCCUGGAUACCCGGAGCCAGAGGGGUCCCCAGGCCGCAGGAAGAAAACCACGCCCGGGUUCCCCAGAGAGGCCUCUCCGGGCGGCACCAGACGGGACACCAAGGGAGGACCAAAGGUGGCCACUGCUCCGCUGCCCCUCACAGCGGCAUCAUUGGACCCUCCUGGGAAUCCAGACAUCUCCUCUCUAGCCAAGCAGCUGAGAUCCACUAAAGGGACCUUGGACUUGGGGGACAUCUUCUCCCCCGGGGGCCCCCGGCAGACCCAGUUAGGUGGGGAGGAGACCCUCGGAGCCCCGCUCCCUGGGAAGCAGGCCCAGGCGGAGAAUGGCCCAGCUUUGGGGGCCGGGAAAGGCGAAAAGAGCCAGGCCUGCACCCGGGGCGGAGGCUACAGGCUCUUCUCCGGCAACCCUAGGUCCCAGCGCUUCUCAGGCUUCAGGAAGGAGAAGGUGAAAAUGGAUAUGUGCUGCACGGCCUCCCCAAGCCAGGUAGCCAUGGCCUCCUUCUCAUCAGCUGGACCACCAGCAGAGCCACCCCAGGACUCCAAGUCCAAGCUGACCAUAUUCAACAGAAUCCAGGGUGGAAAUAUCUACCGGCUCCCCCAUCCGCUGAAGGAGGAGAAUGUGGCAGGUGGAUGUAACCAGCAAAAUGGGGGUCCUGCAGACUGGGCAGAGCCAAGGAGCACUUAUGUCUGCAAGAAUUGCAGCCAGAUGUUUUAUACAGAGAAAGGGCUGAGCAGCCACAUGUGUUUUCACAGCGACCAGUGGCCAUCACCUCGAGGGAAGCAGGAGCAGCAGGUGUUUGGCACGGAGUUUUGCAAGCCACUGAGACAGGUGCUGAGGCCAGAGGGGGACGGGCAGAGUCCCCCAGGGGCUAAGAAGUCCUUGGACAACACAGCUGCAGCCCCUUUGGCGAUCCCUGUGUCUGCACCUGUAGCUCCAGCAACCCGACCCAUUGGGAGCGCUGCCAAGGGACAAGAGAAGGAUGGGGAAGAGAGAGACAGCAAGGAGAGCAGCCAACACAGGAAGCGGAAGAAGCGCCCCCAGCCCAAGUCACUGUCCAUCCCUCCCGCACCCUCUUCAUUAGGGGAGCUGGGCCUGGGAGGAUGCCACCAGAGCUGUCUGAGGUCCCCAGUGUUCCUGGUGGACCGCCUCCUGAAGGGGUUGUUCCAGUGCUCUCCUUAUACACCACCCCCCAUGCUCAGCCCCAUCCGCGAGGGCUCUGGGCUGUACUUCAACACCCUCUGUUCCACCUCCGUUCACGCCGGGCCUGACAAACUCAUCAGCAACAUGCUUGAUCAAGUGGAUGGCUCUUUUGGCAUUUGCAUGGUAAAGGAUGACACCAAGAUCAGCAUUGAACCACACAUCAACAUAGGAAGCCGGUUUCAAGCUGAGAUCCCAGAGCUUCAGGAGAGAUCGCUGGCUGGAAUGGAUGAGCAUGUAGCUUCUUUGGUCUGGAAGCCAUGGGGAGAUGUGACAACCAACCCAGAAACACAGGACAGAGUGACCGAGCUGUGCAACGUGGCCUGCUCCAGCGUGAUGCCGGGAGGGGGCACCAAUCUGGAGCUUGCUCUGCACUGCUUGCAUGAAGCCCAGGGCGAUGUUCAGAUUGCCCUGGAGACCCUCUUACUCAGAGGACCCCAGAAGCCACAGACUCACCCACUGGCCGACUACCGCUACACAGGUUCAGACAUCUGGACCCCCAUGGAGAAGAGGCUUUUUAAGAAGGCGUUCUGUGCCCACAAGAAGGACUUUUACUUGAUACACAAGACGAUUCAGACAAAGACUGUAGCCCAGUGUGUUGAGUAUUAUUACAUCUGGAAAAAAAUGAUCAAGUUUGACUGUGGCCGAGCCCCAGGACUGGAAAAGAGGGUCAAGAGAGAGCCAGAUGAGGCAGACAAGACAGAAGCAAAGGUCACUUGCAGCCCUCGGGAGAGACCCAGCCACCGUCCCACUCCUGAGUUCAAGAUAAAGACCAAGAGUUACAGGAGGGAGUCCAUUCUCAACUCCAGCCCAAAUGCUGGUCCCAAGCGGACCCCUGAACCACCAGGCAGUGUGGAGGGCCAGGGUGUCUUCCCCUGCAGAGAGUGUGAGAGGGUGUUCGACAAAAUCAAGAGUCGAAAUGCCCACAUGAAGCGACACCGGCUUCAGGACCAUGUGGAGCCCAUCGUCAGGGUGAAGUGGCCUGUGAAGCCCUUCCAGCUGAAGGAGGAAGAGGAGGAGGAGGAGGAGAUAGGGGCUGACAUCGGCCCCCUGCAGUGGUGAUUGGGUGGAGUGGGGAGCUGGAGCCAGGCAGCAAGUCUGGAUGGGGGCCUCCAGCCCCCCGACAGCCUCUCCAAGGGGUUGAGGGCCCCCCUCUGCCUCCUCCCCACCCCCACUGUCCCUCACUGGCCAGCCUGGCUUGGAAACGUGGUAGGCAUUUGGCCAUAAAUAGGCAGGAGAAGCACCCAACCAUCAGACCACCGUGAAGUCCCAGUUGGCUGGUGCCAGAGGCUCCAUUCUCUUUAGGUUAAUUAGUCACUCCCCUUCUUUCAGUCCCACUCCAUCUAGAGCAGGGGGGCUUGGAGAGGUAAUGAGGUAGAUCUGGGUAGCUCUUAAAUCUUAGCCUCAGUUUUGGGGUUUGGUUACAUUUGUUAGAUAAGGCCAAGACGUAGAGAAUCAGUGGGAAGAUACCUUCAGAUCUCCAACAUGUUGGGGCCCCCCCUCCAGGGGAGUCUCUCUGCAUUCCAGAUUCAGUCCCUAGUUUUGCAAUGACUUGUACAUUGUUAGGUUUUUUUUGUACGUGUCGACUUGUAAAUCUUAUUAAAUUGGGUUCUCGAGCAGC